Prunus armeniaca (apricot) is the source of this 330-nucleotide messenger RNA. NCBI's taxonomy places the organism in Eukaryota, Viridiplantae, Streptophyta, Magnoliopsida, Rosales, Rosaceae. The record is from the annotation of a GenBank genome assembly.
AUGGCUGCUUUAAGAUCAAGGCCAUGGAAUUACCACCCAACUUUGUGUUCAUGUCACUGCAAACCCAGAAUUUUCAAUUACAAUUUGAAGGGAAUGGGAAAAAGAAAGAGAAAGUUAAUGGAGGCCAAAGGGUUUGGGUGGGAGGGCCAUGACUUGGGGGCAUAUGUUAUUUCUGAGGAAGAUAAUAGAUUUGUGGAGGCCCUGAGGGAAGUUCAGCCUUAUGUUUUCUUAAACAGAGGCAGAACAUUUGUUGUGGCCAUAGCUGGGGAGAUUGUUGAUAUCCCUAUUUACUUCGAUGCCCUACUGCAGGAUCCGUCGGUCGGUUCAUAA